AUGCCAUCAAACUCAUCGACUCUUAAUCAUCGGAGCAGGCCCUUUACCAUUCUCUUCGCCUUUGGCGUCUUCGCGCAGGUCGCGUUGCUUGCCUGCAUCUUCUGGACUUACACUAGCUAUGGCAACCCCCGUGAGCCGACCGCCUUAGCGGAAACCACAACUAAGACAUCAUCAAGACCAAGCGGCUUCACUCUGCGCCACCUUUUGGAUCACGGCGCUGGACAACCUGGGCCACGAGCACGAAGAUUCGAUGUGACUCCAGAGCGGUUUGCCGUUGCUGGUAUCGACUCCCGCAUCGGGCCCUUCACUAUCAAGUCGGCACCAGUCAAGAUAGAAAGGCCCGCGUUACGUGGCUACGAUGCACAGAUCCCCAUGUCGCCCAUGUGGAUCGCCGAGGAUAUCCCGGGUCCGGAUGUCACGGACAAGAACACCGUUAUCAGUUUCGCAAACAUGUCCGAAGAUGCUUACAAAAUCGGCCCUGACGACGCAGGAUGGAUGGACGUCGAUGGGCAUUACAACUCGUCGGUCCCUUUUGGCUGGGAUGACAGUGGCAUCCGAGGCCAUGUGUUCAGCGACGACACUAACUCCACCAUCAUUCUGGCGGUAAAGGGAACGACGGUAGCCAUGUUCGAAGGCGACGGAACGUCCGUGCACGACAAAGAGAACGACAACCUGUACGGCUCUUGCUGUUGCGGCCAGGGCGGCACAUAUCUUUGGCGCAAGGUAUGCGACUGCCAGACUGGCACCUACAGCUGCGACGAGCAAUGCGUCAAGAACGAGUUACGGAAGCCGAACAGGUACUAUGCCGCAACUGUCGAGCUGUAUCAGGAGGUUGUCAAAAUCUAUCCGGAUGCACACAUCAUGACGACAGGGCACAGUCUAGGAGGCGUCCUCGCUUCUCUGAUCGGCCUGCAGCACGGUAUCCCCGCGGUGACGUUUGAAGCAUACCCACAAGCCUUAGCAGCUAAGCGCUUAGGACUACCAGCUGCUGGUGACGUUGCUCCACUCAGGAAGAAUACAGGUGGCUUCCAUUUCGGGCACACCGCUGACCCCGUGUACAUGGGAACUUGCAACGGUGCGACGAGUUUCUGCUCUAUUGGCGGAUACGCCUUUGAGACCCUUUGCCAUACCGGAAAGAAGUGUGCAUACGACGUGGUCAAAGACUGGGGUUGGAGGCAGAACACACAGACACACAGCCUUAGAUACGCCAUUGACAACGUGUACAUGAAGUACGACGAGGCAGCAAAAUGCCAAGAAGAGGAUGUUGGUUGUGUCGAUUUUCGAGAACGGGACGAAAACCACGACAACGAGUACUUCUACAACACCAACAAGUACCACAUCAUCGAGGACGCGGACGGAGACAUGUAA
Molecule: messenger RNA, 1368 nt
Organism: Alternaria conjuncta
Lineage: Eukaryota; Fungi; Ascomycota; Dothideomycetes; Pleosporales; Pleosporaceae
Exons: 2
Coding region: 1-1368 (455 amino acids)
Biological process (GO): piecemeal microautophagy of the nucleus; macroautophagy; neutral lipid catabolic process
Molecular function (GO): glycerophospholipase activity
Source: RefSeq, a predicted model, not a curated record